CAGACACAUCUUCACCCAACUUCCCGAAUCGUCGGCGCUUCCGUUAUCAGCAAGACAAGCGAGCCUAGAACGCCCAGUGAAUCAGAAACACGCGCUUAUAUAAAGCCCACUCCACUGAUAUCUCUUUCCCCAUUGCAAAGACCUCUUCACUCCAGAUGUUUACCAAACUUUCCGCCUUCAAGCCGUUAUUCACACCCAUGCCCCGCCUUGCCUCGUCUGUAAUUCCUAUGGCCACCAACGGGUCGUCGGUGCGCGCACUCCACACACCUGCACUCUCGACGCUGCCGCGCGACAUGAUCUCGUUAGCAGACUACACGCCGGAGCAGAUCGCGGCCCUGGUCGAGUCAGCUGCCGACUUCAAGGACAAGACCAAGAACCACGGACAGGCCUUCCACCCCGACGAGCCCCUGAAGGGCAAGACCAUCGGGCUGCUGUUCUCGAAGCGGUCAACGCGCACGCGCGUAGCUAGUGAGACCUCGAUCGCGUACCUCGGCGGUCACGCAAUGUUCCUCGGCAAGGACGACAUCCAGCUGGGCGUCAACGAGUCGCUGAGGGACUCGGCAAUCGUCAUCUCGAGCAUGGUCGACGGGCUGUUUGCCCGCGUGGGCGCACACUCGGAGAUCACAGGCCUGGCAAAGUACUCGUCGGCACCCAUUGUCAAUGCUCUGUGUGAUGAGAACCAUCCGACGCAGAUCCUGGCCGACCUCCUGACCAUCUGGGAGGUGUUUGGCAAGCGCAAGCCCGAGGCCAAGACGGUCUUCGACGUGGUUCGCGGUCUCAACGUCGCCUGGGUCGGUGACGCCAACAACAUCGUAUACGAGAUGCUGUCGGCGUUCCCCAAAUGCGGCAUCAACAUGAACGUGUGCACGCCGUCCAAGUACCCGAUCCCCGAGUCGGUGCAGCAGAUGGCCAAGUCAGAUGCCGACAAGGCGCAGUCGAAUGUGUCGUACUUUACUGAUCCGGUACAGGCAGUCCAGAACGCCGAUAUCAUUGUCACCGACACGUGGGUCAGCAUGGGCCAGGAGACAGAGAAGGCACAGAGACUGCAGGAUUUCGCCGGAUAUCAGGUUACACAGCAGCUGGUCGAUGCGGGCAAGCCCAACAAGGACUGGAUCUUCAUGCACUGCCUGCCGCGCAAGCCCGAGGAGGUGUCUGAUGAGAUCUUCUACUCGGACCGGUCGGUUGUGUUCCAGGAGGCCGAGAACCGCAAGUGGACCAUCCUCGCCGCGUUCAGUGCGCUGUUCUCCAAGCGAGCCUAAAGACAGUUUGUUUUAUUAGGUUGUAGUCAUAAAAAAGC
Messenger RNA from Linderina pennispora, 1297 nucleotides. RefSeq names its product ornithine carbamoyltransferase. Gene Ontology annotation, molecular function: ornithine carbamoyltransferase activity; amino acid binding. Gene Ontology annotation, biological process: L-citrulline biosynthetic process. Gene Ontology annotation, cellular component: mitochondrion. Bases 198 to 1259 code for a protein of 353 amino acids. Lineage: Eukaryota; Fungi; Kickxellomycota; Kickxellomycetes; Kickxellales; Kickxellaceae. The transcript has a single exon. The record is from RefSeq and is a predicted model, not a curated record.